AUGGGAUCUACGCCACAAGAUAUCACCUACGACUUUGUAAUUUGCGGAGGGGGUACCUCUGGAUGCGUUGUUGCAUGCCGUCUUGCCGAGAUCCCUGGGGCCAGUGUUUUGGUCAUCGAAGCUGGCGCGCACAAUGAAAACCUCGAAAAUGUCCACAUGGCAGGGGGCUGGUCUCAGUUAUUUGACAAGGAAACUGAUUGGAAUGUCAUCAGUGAGAGGAAGCCUGCUGUCAACGACCGGCAGGUAAAGUUGAGUCGUGGCAAGUUCCUUGGUGGGUGUUCUGGCUGUAACGGCACGCUUUGCAUCCGUGGCUCGAAGCAAGACUACGAUGACUGGGGAGUCGAUGGCUGGAGUGGUGAAGAUUUCUUCAAGUACAUUCGCAAGGCAGAGAAGUUCCAUGGUAAGUCUUGGUUUGAAGCAUCCGAUGACCAUGGAACCAGCGGCUACUUGAACAUCGAACCUCACGAUCUCGCUCCCAUUUCCAACCUCAUCAUGGACUCAAUGGUUUCUAAGGGACUGCCCCUUGACCAUGAUAUGUUUUCCCAUGGAAAUAACCCUCAUGGAUGCGGACAUGCUCCCAGAACAGUCCACAAUGGACUACGUAGCACUGCCGCGGACUUUGUUACGAAGGAAAACAAGAAGAACAACCUUGAUCUCAUGGUUGAGACGCAUGUCGAAAAGGUCAUCAUCGAAAACGCAGAUGGCGAGCUUAGGGCUACUGGCGUUCGGGUCAUCAAAGCCGAUGGCUCCGCGGUCCAGAUAAAGGCUAGAAAGGAGGUAAUUGUUAGCGGCGGUGCCUACUGCAGCCCUAACAUUCUCAACCGAUCUGGGAUCGGGGCGAAGUCUGAGCUAGAGGCGUUCGGUAUUCCGACUCUGGUUGACUUGCCAGGCGUCGGUAAGAACCUAAUGGACCAUCUCAUUGUAUUCAUGUUUUACGAGACUGAGAAAGCCGGACUUACAAACGACCAUCACGUCUACCACGGUGACAAUUUUGCCAAGACAUACGCCCUCUGGAAGGAUCAGAAGGCCGGCUUUCUUUCAUCUUUCCCUUUCGGUGCAUUUGCUUACGCUCGUCUGGAUGAGCGUCUCGCCGAUUCGGAUCUGUGGAAGAACGCACCACGUGCUCCUGGCCGUGACCCGAUGGGCCUGACACCGAAGCAGCCAAACAUCGAAUUCUUUACAACGGAGUGCUAUGGUGGACCAAAGCAAUUCGAUAAGUUCCCGACUGAUGGGAAGCAUGCUUUUAGCAUGAUUGCUGAGCUAUUCGGCCCUCGCUCUCGUGGCACGGUGACCCUCCGAAACACCGACGCCACAGCUGUCCCGGUGGUUGACACCAACUACCUCGCUGACCCUCUUGAUGUCGAGGUCCUGGCAGAGGCGUGUCGGUUCGGCAACGAGAUCAUCAUGGAAGGCAAGGGUACCAAGGAUAUUGUCAAGGGUUCCUGGCCGAGCGACCUGGUCCACCACAAAUACAGUACCCGUGAGGAAUGGAUCCCCUACGUUCGUGACAAUGCGACAACUUGCUACCAUGCCGCUGGGACUUGCGCUAUGGGCAAUGCAUCAGACCCUAACGCCGUUGUCGACCCUACUCUCACUGUGAAGGGAGUCAAGGGUCUCCGAGUGGCCGACUGUAGCAUCAUGCCUAUUCUUCAUGGAGGCCACACACAAAUGCCUGCGUAUGGAAUCGGAGAAAAGGCUGCUGAUCUCAUCAAAGAAGCAUGGGCAUUGUGA
Molecule: messenger RNA, 1731 nt
Organism: Colletotrichum graminicola M1.001
Lineage: Eukaryota; Fungi; Ascomycota; Sordariomycetes; Glomerellales; Glomerellaceae
Product: GMC oxidoreductase
Exons: 6
Coding region: 1-1731 (576 amino acids)
Molecular function (GO): flavin adenine dinucleotide binding; oxidoreductase activity, acting on CH-OH group of donors
Source: RefSeq, a predicted model, not a curated record